CCUACUCAUCACAAAAUAACAGCAAACUCGUGUUCAGACGGCGCGGCCAGGGCUAAGUUGCAUCUUUAUGUAAUGGUAAAAAAGCAGCCGCGAUUUUGGUCAGUGAAAUUUAGAGAGACUAUACCUUUAGACUAUCCCGUCCUACACAAAUUGUCAGACAGAAACUGAGCAACUUCAGCGUUUUCUAUAGGAUGUCGCGCCGCAAGCAAGCUAAACCAAGAUCACUGAAAGUAGAAGACAAUGUGACAGAGGACCAGCACAGUCCUGGGCAGACUGCCAUUCCAAGCGAUCCAGAGUGCGCCCUCGAGAGGGCGGCGGAGGAUGGUGAGACCGGGCAUCUAAGGAAGAGGCUGCUCUCUCCAGAGGAAGGAGAGGAGGGAGAGGAGGAGGACGAGGAGCCUGCACUGCACAGCUGCGACAGCUGCCGGCAGGUGUUCGAGUCGCUGAGCGAUCUCACCGAACACAAGAUUAAUCAAUGCCAGCUGACAGACGGUGCUGAUCUUGAGGAUGACCCAUCGUGUUCUUGGCCAGCGUCAGCUCCCUCCAGUAAGGAUCAGACUUCUCCAGGACACUGUGAGGACUAUGAUUUUGGCGAGGAAGAAGGGGGCCCUGGCCUGCCAUACCCAUGCCAGUUCUGUGACAAGUCCUUCAGUCGUUUGAGCUUCCUCAAGCGUCACGAGCAGAGCCACGGUGAUAAGCUGCCUUUCAGCUGUACCUUUUGCAGCCGCCUGUUUAAACACAAGCGCAGCCGAGAUCGACACGUGAAGCUACACACGGGUGAUAAGAAGUACCACUGUGGAGAGUGUGACUCUGCCUUCUCCCGCAGCGAUCACCUCAAAAUCCACAUGAAAACUCACGCCUCCAACAAACCCCACAAGUGCCCUGUGUGCCGUCGAGGCUUCCUUUCCUCCAGCUCGCUCCACGGCCACAUGCAAGUACAUGAAAGGGGCAAAGAUGGCACCAGCUCAGGCUUUUCUAGAGCUGAUGAAUGGAAGCUGAAAGAAACCCGCAAAUGCAGCCGUUGCGAGGAAGGUUUCGAUGUCCCCGAAGAGCUCCAGAGGCAUAUCGCAGCGUGCCACCCUGAGUGUUCACCAUCAGAGGAUGGAGGCCUGGGUGCCACCCUGCAGUGCAUCUACUGCCAUGAGCCCUUCAGUGAUGAGGGCACCCUGCUGACCCACAUUGACCAGGCCCACAGCAGAGAUCGGAAGGGCCACACCUGUGCUAUCUGCUCAGAACAUUUUCUGUCUGUUGAGGACCUCUAUGCUCAUAUGGACAUCCACCAGCUCCCUGAAUCUAGUAACCAUAGUAAUAGCCCUUCCUUGCUGACUGUAGGGUACACCUCUGUGUCUAGUACCACUCCAGACUCCAACCUCUCUGUUGAUAGCUCCACAAUGGUGGAGACAGCGCCACCGGUGCCCAAGACCAGGGGAAGGAGAAAGAGGGCUGCACAGAACACAUCAGACAUGGGAGGACGUUCCUCUAAGCAGCCUAAAGUCUCUUACAGUUGCAUCUACUGCAACAAGCAAGUGUUCUCUAGUUUGGCUGUGCUUCAAAUUCACCUACGAACCAUGCAUCUGGACAAGCCAGAGCAGGCUCACACCUGCCAGUUUUGUUUGGAAGUUCUGCCUUCUUUACUAAAUCUGAAUGAACAUCUUAAGCAGGUCCAUGCAGAGGACCAUGCUGCCCUGUUAGCCAGCUUGCCUGAUGCCCUCCUUCAGUGUAACUUCUGCCCCGAGGUGUUAAGUGACCUAAGCCUCCAGGAACACAUCCGCUGCUCUCAUGGCUUUCCCAGUCCCGUGGCCAAGGAGAGCAAUGUUUUCUGCCCCCAGUGCUUCAUGGGGUUCUUGACAGAGGCUACCUUGGAGGAGCAUGUUCGUCAGACUCACUGUGAUGGGGGGAGCUUGCGCUUUGACUCCCCCUUGCUUGUAACUCCGAAGGAACCUAUCGUCGAAGUGUACUCCUGCUCGUACUGCACCAACUCCCCCAUAUUCAACAGUGUUCUGAAGCUUAACAAGCACAUCAAGGAGAAUCACAAGAACAUUCCACUAGCCCUAAACUACAUCAACAAUGGAAAGAAAUCCUUGCGCACGCUCAGCCCCUCCUCACCAAUAUCUGUGGAACAAGCCGUGCUGAAACAAGGCAGCUCAGCCUCCCGCGCCACCAGUGAGUUCAUAUGUAACCAGUGCGGCGCCAAGUAUACAAGCUUAGCUUUUCAGACUCACCUCAAGACGCAUCUGGAUGGUCUGCAGCCUCAGCUCACCUGUCCGCAGUGCAACAAAGAGUUUCCCAACCAGGAAUCUCUGCUAAAGCAUGUGACAAUUCACUUCACUAUUACAUCCACUUAUUACAUCUGUGAGAGCUGUGAUAAGCAGUUCACUUCAGUGGAUGACCUACAAAAGCACCUACUCGACAUGCAUACUUUUGUGUUCUUUCGUUGCACUCUGUGCCAAGAGGUGUUUGACUCAAAGGUUUCUACUCAGCUCCACCUGGCUGUAAAGCACAGCAACGAGAAGAAAGUGUACCGCUGCACCUCCUGCAACUGGGACUUCAGGCAUGAGACUGACCUACAGCUACAUGUCAAACACAGCCAUCUGGAAAACCAGGGCCGUGCCCACCGCUGCAUUUUUUGUGGGGAGUCCUUUGGCACAGAAGUGGAACUGCAGUGCCACAUCAACCAUAGCAAGAAGUAUAAUUGUCGCUUCUGCAGUAAGGCCUUCCAUGCCAUUGUUCUUUUGGAGAAGCAUUUGCGGGAGAAACACUGUGUGUUUGAAGGAAAGACACAGAACUGUGGUGCUAAUGGUUCUACUGUAAGUGGCGGGGAAAGCCAGCCUAAAGAAGACGCUGAGCUACAAGGUCUUUUAACUAACAGCCAUGGUUCAGGGGCAGUAGGUGGAUCUGUGGUGGAGUCCCACAACAGCCAUGAUGGAAGUGAGGAAGAGGUGGACACUGCAGAGCCCAUGUAUGGGUGUGACAUAUGUGGGGCAUCUUACACUAUGGAGUCACUCCUCACCAACCACCAGCUGAGAGAUCACAAUAUACGCCCUGGUGAGAGUGCCAUGGUAAAAAGAAAAGCUGAGAUGAUCAAGGGUAACCACAAGUGCAAUGUUUGCUCCCGUACCUUCUUCUCUGAGGCUGGGCUGAGGGAACAUAUGCAGACCCACCUUGGGCCUGUCAAACACUACAUGUGUCCCAUCUGUGGGGAGCGCUUCCCUUCGUUGCUCACCCUGACAGAGCACAAGGUCACCCAUAGCAAAAGUCUGGACACAGGGAGCUGCCGCAUUUGUAAGAUGCCACUGCAGAGUGAGGAGGACUUCCUGGAGCAUUGCCAGAUGCACCCUGACCUGAGGAACUCCCUUACAGGUUUCCGCUGUGUUGUUUGCAUGCAGACGGUCACCUCCACGUUGGAGCUCAAGAUCCAUGGUACUUUCCACAUGCAAAAGACAGGCACUAUGUCUGCAAACCAACCAAUGGGCCGCAGUAAUGUCAUCUCUCACAACCAGCAGCAACACUGCCAAAAACUUUUCAAGUGUGCCUCCUGCCUAAAAGAUUUUCGGUCCAGACAAGAUCUGGUGAAGCUGGACAUCAACGGACUGCCUUAUGGACUGUGUGCGUCCUGCGUGACGGCUGCUGGCUCCAAGAGCUCCAGCCCAACAGUGAAUGGAGGAAUGGCAAACAGCAGGCAGCAGGGGGGAGCCACCACUCCAGCAACAACUACAGCCACAUGGGUCCAGGGGAGAGUUCUCAGCCCUGGAGAUGGGAAAGGCCAAAGGUGUUCUUCAUCAUCCUCAUCCUCUUCCACAUCGUCCUCAUCUGCAGCCAAGACACGAUGUUCCAGCUGCAUUGUGAAGUUUGAAUCCGAGGCAGAGUUGCAAAAUCAUGUCCAGACAGUGCAUCGGGAACAAGCUGGGGAUAGCAACAGUGGACAGCUCAAGACCCCCCAGGUGUCUCCCAUGCCCAGAGCCAGUCCCUCGCAAACUGAAGAGAAGAAGACAUACCAGUGCAAAUGUCAGAUGGUGUUCUACAGUGAAUGGGACAUCCAAGUUCACGUGGCCAACCACAUGCUGGAGGAAGGAUUGAACCAUGAAUGCAAGCUCUGCAGUCAGUCAUUCGACUCACCAGCGAAGCUUCAAUGCCACCUGAUUGAGCACAGCUUUGAGGGCAUGGGUGGAACCUUCAAGUGUCCGGUCUGCUUUACAGUGUUUGUCCAGGCCAAUAAGCUCCAACAGCACAUCUUCUCUGCCCACGGACAGGAGGAUAAGAUCUAUGACUGCUCACAGUGCCCGCAGAAGUUCUUCUUCCAGACAGAGUUACAGAACCACACGUUGACUCAGCACAGCAGCUAACAUGGCAAAGCUCAGCGCCGUGGCCAAGAACAAGGAUCACAUGACGCACAGAAUUAUGUCUGACCGCCAAUUACCGUCAGUGCAGUUUCCCACUGACUGUCUUGCACUGAAAUUUUCAGUUACACCACAAGAAACCAUGCCACAGCAAGAAAAAAGCAAAGCAAAGCAAAGAAAAUAAAAGAAAGAGGGGGAAAGAACAAAAAAGAAACCUCUCAGUAGGCCUACUUUACUAACCAUUAUUUCAGAAAUAAAGAAAAAGCCAACUUGUUUGUACAUAGACUUCUUCAUGUGUUGCUUAACUACAGCUAUAUUGCAAUCUUAUACAGUAUUUGCCGAUGUACAGUUCAAAAUGUUUGU
Messenger RNA from Archocentrus centrarchus (flier cichlid), 4700 nucleotides. Its product is annotated as zinc finger protein 521. The record is from RefSeq and is a predicted model, not a curated record. Lineage: Eukaryota; Metazoa; Chordata; Actinopteri; Cichliformes; Cichlidae.